Neoarthrinium moseri is the source of this 1257-nucleotide messenger RNA. RefSeq lists its product as uncharacterized. The transcript has 3 exons. Lineage: Eukaryota; Fungi; Ascomycota; Sordariomycetes; Amphisphaeriales; Apiosporaceae. Gene Ontology annotation, molecular function: catalytic activity. Bases 1 to 1257 code for a protein of 418 amino acids. The record is from RefSeq and is a predicted model, not a curated record.
AUGUCUUGCUCCGUGAACGAGAGCCUCCAUCAAUUUGGAAACCGCAUACGUUUACUAGAGACUCACGAUGUUUCUUCCACUCAGAUCAUUCGAUCUGUCACAAGCAGUGACAGUUCCUCCCAGUUCCACGGGCAAUGGGUUAGCGGGUUGACCCAAACGACCAUACUUGGCGUCCCGGAUACCGAACUCAUCACCCCGCUUACCCGGGCUAAUCUCAUAUCCGUGGAUACGGAGAGUGUUGGAAACGCAGCUGACCAACGUAAACUAUGUACGGCUUUUGAUGCUGAUAGUGGAGGACCACUUGUGGAAAUCCCUACCUUAGUUGCCACAUUGGCGCGGAAGGGUGUAUCCAUGAUCAUCAUCGAGGACAAGGAGGUGUUCGAGCCGGGGAAGAAGGUCAACUCAUUGGCUGCUUCAUCGGCCUCGCAGGGGCAAGCAGACCCUCAGGAGUUUGCAAAUGUCAUGGCCGCCUUCAAGCGCGCCAAAGAUCGCCACGGCCUGGAACACAUGUGUAUAACGGCACGCAUCGAAAGCUUCACAUGCCGUAAAGUCAUCUCUUCGGACCCUGCCGCCGAGAGAGCUUCCGUGCAAGAAGCAUUACGCGAGGCUCUGAAACGCGCUUCAAUAUAUCGCAAUGCAGGCGCAGAUGCCAUCAUGAUACACAGCAAGAGUAAAGCACCCGAUGAAGUCCUAGGCUUCCUGAGACAGUUCCGCGCAAAGGACAGCAGCACACCUCUGGUAGUAGUGCCGACGACCUAUGGGUCUACGCAUGAGGAUACGCUGUACGAUGCAGGGGCCAAUGUCAUCAUCUACGCAAACCACCUGAUGCGAGCAAAGAUAAGGGCAAUUGGAGAAUAUGUAGAUUCAGGAGCCAUCCUGAUAGAUCAUAUCUGUCCUGCCAACAUCUCUCACGCUCUCACUGCUCGCAAUUUCGGGUACGUCCUUCAGAUGCUGCAGAAACUUCGAGCCGGCGCUCCGGAGGGCCGGCUCCAGCCCAAUCUGAUCGCAUUCCUGAGUGAUGCGGAGCACCUUUCGUACCGUGCGAUGGAGGAUACCACCCGGCGGCUGCUGGAUAGGAAAGAGGCAUGUGCUGCAAACAACUCCAUCUUGCCUGUCAAAGAUCUGCUCGCGAUCAAUGCCGUCCAUUUAUCGGACAUCGGACGCCCGCAGAACCACUCAUCCGGCAACCGCCUCAUGACGCUGAUGAGUCCGUUGCGCACCAGAUUCAACAUGCUCUUGCGCGCCAUCACCGCAUAA